ACGUCGACUUCUGGGACACCCUGUAUAGUACGUUCCAAUUAGUUGUAGUUAUACCAUCGGACCACGUGCAUUAAUCCAUGUCCUGAAGAAGUUUGUUCAAUAUCUGCUUCCUUUUAGUGGGAGAUUACGGAGAACCACCAUACACUCCUCCAGCUUUGCUUGUAGCUGUUUUGCGGCCGGUAUUGCCGGAAGCCACUCCUAUAUCAUUUUAAUUAACUAUUUUAUAGAUAUUAUUUAUAUAUUGAUUAUUGAUGACUGAAGUUCUUGAGUUUACUUGAUUUUGUUUAGCAUUUUACGUAGGCAUUUGAAUAUGGGGCAGUAUAAGAUAAAGAAUGCACAAUGUCGUAUGGUAAAAAAAUAACAGACUUUAUUGCAGGAACAAAUAGUGGUUACAAGAAAAAUAACAGAGCUGUAUAGAAAAAAAAGAAGUAAAAAGCAAAUAUUUCUUAAUGGG
Acanthoscelides obtectus is the source of this 454-nucleotide messenger RNA. Lineage: Eukaryota; Metazoa; Arthropoda; Insecta; Coleoptera; Chrysomelidae. The record is from the annotation of a GenBank genome assembly.